Pimephales promelas (fathead minnow) is the source of this 1578-nucleotide messenger RNA. Its product is annotated as SLAM family member 5. The record is from RefSeq and is a predicted model, not a curated record. Lineage: Eukaryota; Metazoa; Chordata; Actinopteri; Cypriniformes; Leuciscidae.
GAGCGAGAGCCACCAAACUACGGAAAUGUAACAGUCAAAAAUGUGCAUGUGGAUAUUCAUCUUGUUUUUGAUCCCUGCUCAGGAUUAUUGCAAAAUGUCUAAGCCAUAGUAGUGUACACUACACUGAUGAUGAUGUAAAUUGAAAAAUGUCGGCUUUGCAUUUGGCUUCUCAAUUACAUUUCUUCUAAUCUUCUAUUAUGGGUGCGAUCUCCUUUCCUUGUUGAGCUUUGAUUAACCUAAAGAUGCGUUUGGGGCAAGUUCAGACGCAGACAAUACAAUAUCAGUGAUGGAGGGAGAUUCUGUCUCUCUACACAUCAGUGUUUCUGCAAUUGAGAGAGAUGAGCAGAUACUCUGGAGGUUUGGACCUGAAAACUCUCGUAUUGCUGAAAUCUACAAGCAGAAGACCCCAACAUAUGACAGUAAUGAGCUAUUCAAAGACAGACUGGAGAUGAAUAAUCAAACUGGGUCUCUUACCAUCAAAAACAUCAGAAUAAAACACUCUGGACUUUACAGAGUAACCCUCAUCAGUAAUAGAGGGAUUUCAGACAAGAGGUUCAGAGUAACUGUUUAUGCUCAUCUGCCUAUUCCCAACAUCACCAGAGACAAUUCAUCAUCAGAGUUCAGAUGUUCACUGGUGUGUUCAGUGUUGAAUGUGAGUGAUGUGACUCUCUCCUGGUAUAAAGGAAUGAGUGUAUUAUCCAACAUCAGUGUGUCUGAUCUCAGCAUCAGUCUCUCUCUACCUCUGGAUGUGGAAUAUCAGGAUAAAAACACUUACAGCUGUGUGAUCAACAAUCCUGUCAGAAACCAGACCACACAUCUGGACAUCACGCAACUCUGUCAGCAAUAUGCAGACUCUGAACAGUGUUGUGGUUUUACUGAAGCUGUGAUCCGAUUGGUCAUCUCUGCUGUGGUGGGCGUGGCUACUGUUGCUCUAUUAGUUGACCACUUCAGAUCCAAUAGUAUUGGACAUAAACAGGAAGUAGAAAGGGUGGCCAUACGUCCGGAUUUUAAACCACGUCUGGCGAAGCCGCAAGCCGGACUCUAAGUUGUCCUCCUUUUGGAGUUGCGCUAAAUCCGCCUAAAAAAAACCUUCUCUAUAAUCUUUAUUGGGACGCAGCAGCAUAGCAUCUAAUGCCGUAAGAUCUCUGUUCAAACAAAUGAUAAGCUGAAAGGAGCGUCAAAUAAAUAUCUGAUAUAUCAUUGGUUAAAAAUGUAAACAAGCCUCCAUGUGCUGGCUACGUCAUAUAACAUUAACAUGCCGAAACGUCUGAUCUCAUUUAAUCCGGGAUGGACAAAAGAGCACAAGUGCUGUUGUAGCCUGAGCUGCUGCAGAGGCUGAACUUCUUGUUUAAGAACUGAAAUGUGCAUUAUUUUAUUUUUUUCGCAUUCAUUAUUAGUUUAUUUAUGCAUUUCUUUUAUUUCCAGAAGUCCAGAAAUGUUAUGUUUUCAAGCCCUGUGUGCACUUUGCAAGAUGUCGUUUAUCCCAGUGGUCAGUUUUUGAAACAGCCACCACAAUGUCUUGAAUAAAAACAAAUAGUGUGAACAAACACUUUUUUGCCUCUUCUGUACAUAGGUCUA